UUAACUCAAAAGCUGUCAGUUCCAGAGAACCAAACCAAAAAGCCAACCUCACACACACAUAUUUUGUUUCUACAGCGUUUCUUUUGUUCGCCUAUUCAAACACAUGAUCUUCUCGUUUUCUGUUGCUUAGACAAUAAUUCGUGGACAGCCCAAGUGAAGCGGAAACAAAGUCAAGGAUCUCCCAGAUGGCUUCUCAGAGCAAGAGCAACGGAAUAAGCAACAAGGUGACCACCGUGGUGGCCACGAAUGCCUACGGUGCGGACGUGAUGAGCGAGAUCAGCUACACGGACGCCAAAGUGGUGGGCAAUGGCAGCUUCGGUGUGGUCUUCCAGGCCAAAAUGGUGCCCAGCAACGAGCCGGUGGCUAUCAAGAAGGUCCUGCAGGAUCGUCGCUUCAAGAAUCGGGAGCUUCAAAUCAUGCGUAAGUUGCGCCACGACAACAUCAUCACGCUCAAGUGGUUCUUCUACUCGAGUGGCGACAAACGGGAUGAGGUUUACCUAAAUCUGGUGAUGGAGUACCUACCGGAGACUCUCUACAAAGUGGAACGCCAGUAUGCCAGGGCCAAGCAGACUUUGCCCGUCAACUUUGUUCGACUGUAUAUGUACCAGUUGCUGAGGAGCAUGGCGUAUCUCCACAGCCUGGGAUUCUGCCACCGGGAUAUCAAACCCCAAAAUAUGCUUCUCGAUUCGGAAACGGGCAUUUUGAAGCUCUGCGAUUUCGGCAGUGCAAAGCAGCUGGUCUCCGGGGAGCCCAAUGUCUCGUACAUCUGCUCCAGGUAUUAUCGCGCCCCGGAGUUGAUAUUUGGUGCCACGGACUACACCACCAAGAUCGACAUUUGGAGCGCCGGCUGUGUGAUGGCGGAGCUCCUCCUGGGCCAGCUCAUCUUCCCCGGGGACUCGGGUGUGGACCAGAUUGUGGAGAUCGUGAAGGUUAUGGGUACUCCCACCUCCGAGCAGCUGCAUGACAUGAAUCCCCACUACAAGCAGUUCAAGUUGCCGCAGCUAAAGCCACAUCCGUGGGCCAAGGUAUUCAGGAUUCGCACCCCGGCGGAGGCUAUAGAUCUGGUCUCCAAGAUGCUUAUUUACUCCCCCCAGCACAGAGUUUCCCCGAUGAUGGGUUGUGCCCAUCCGUUUUUCGACGAACUUCGUCACGAUCCUCACCAGCAGCUGCCCAAUGGCAGGAGUCUCCCUCCGCUGUUUAACUUCACCGACUACGAGAAAACCAUCGAGCCUGAUACCAUGCCGCUGCUGCAACCGCGACCACAGGGAUCGUCUUCCACCAAGGAUUCGAACACUGGCCACCGGACCCGCAACACUGCCGGGGAGGAGAGCCCUCGCAAAUCGGAGGCUAUGCAAACAGCCAUCAGCAGUUCUUCUAAGUCCCCGGAAGCCUCGAGCAAGGCACUCGGAUCCCCGCCUGCUUUUUUGCGACACGACUUGGGAAACGGCGACCAUGUGGCCGUGGGCGCUGUGCCAAUGGAUUCCCUCAAUCUGGAGCAGGAUAAUUUGGGGGAAAGCGAUGAAGCCGAUGAGGAUGUCGAGGAUAAUAUUGACGAGGAUGCCGGGGACGAAAAUGAUUACGACGACGAUGAUGACGGGCAGUUCAAUAGCGCCGAUAGCAACAACAUCAGCGAUGACAUGGAAGAUGCAUCCGAUGACGAGGACCUCGAAGAAGAGGAGGAUGACUAAACUUUCACUACAGACUUUGAAUUGAAUUCUUUUAAGAGCCUGCCUGCCAGAGCCAUCACAACCAGACAAUAAAAUGUAAGAAUACAAUAAUAA
Molecule: messenger RNA, 1781 nt
Organism: Drosophila suzukii
Lineage: Eukaryota; Metazoa; Arthropoda; Insecta; Diptera; Drosophilidae
Gene: gskt
Product: gasket
Biological process (GO): protein phosphorylation
Cellular component (GO): cytoplasm
Molecular function (GO): ATP binding; protein kinase activity
Source: RefSeq, a predicted model, not a curated record